GUGGAGUUGUUGUGUUACUGUAUGAGAAAUUUCCGUGCGUCUACUGCCAUCUUGCGGUCAAGAUUCCUAUUACAUCCACACGAAUACAGUACAGUACUGUACUGUAACAUACAUUAGUCAGGAAGGGCUUACAGGUGACUUGUAAAUACACGAAAAUGCAUCAUGGUGGAGCUGGACAAAAGUAUUUGAAAGAUAAUUACGAAUGUGUGAGCAGAUUUUAUUUACUUAUUUAUUUGUUUGUUUGCAUGUGUGAAUGUUUGUUUCUUUGCGCUGGGUCUUCUUUUCAGUUAGUAAAAGGGGCUCCAAUGACGAACCCCGCCACCUCCUCCUGAGCCCCCCAAUCAUACCCCUUCCGCGCUCUCGCCUACAGGCUGUCGGACGCCGUGGAAGCCUCUGCCACACUUGCCGUUCAUCGACCGAAAAGACAAGACUUUAAGGAGGAUGACAGGAGAUCAUAAUACAUUGGGCCUACCCAGGCCUCCAGGAGGACCUCAUUGCCCGGAGGAUGCUUUGGGUCUUGCUCUAGAGCCCGUGUGUGGCAACAGCACCCCAAGACACCACAUUCUCCACUCAUCCCACGGGGACGGUGAGAGCUGGCAGAAGCAUCGGCUGGGGCCGGCCGGCGGUUCGAGCCUGUGUUCUGGCUCCCCUUCUCUCCUUGAGCCCUACAGUCUCUCGAGCAGCCGCGACACCCUGUACCUCUCCCACGUGCCGGGCCACAGUUCGUCUCCGCACCAAAACAGAGCUGGGCUUACCUUGGAUGUGACCUCAUCUUUUGAUGUUGGAGGUAGCUUGCUGGUGAUUGAUGGAGAUUUGCCCAUUAGCCCCAAUGUGAUCAAGAGACGUCGGGGCGGCAUCAUCGAGCAGAAGGACAUAGUGAAGGCGCACCAGGCCCAUAAGAUCCACAGCACUCCACAGGCACGUCGCAAGGAAUGGGAAAUGGCCCGCUUCGGUGACGACGUUCCGGUCUUGUUGAGCACCGGCGACGGCGGCUCGGACCGCAACAGGAGCCGCGAUGGGGCGGCCGCGUCCACAGGUGGCGUGUCCCCCGCAGCCUUCAAGAUGACCAAAGCGCAGCGUGCCCGCGCCAUGGCCUUGUACAACCGAAUCCCCGUCCGGGAGAACUGCUUCACCGUCAACAGGUCUCUCUUCAUCUUUGGGGAGGACAACGAGGUCCGCAAGUACGCCAAGAAAAUCACUGAGUGGCCUCCGUUUGAGUACAUGAUCCUCGCCACCAUCAUCGCCAACUGUAUCGUCCUGGCUCUAGAGCAACACUUACCCGGAGAGGACAAAACACCAAUGUCAAAGAGACUGGAGAAGACCGAGCCUUACUUCAUUGGGAUGUUCUGUUUGGAGGCGGGAAUCAAGAUCAUCGCCCUGGGCUUCGUAUUCCAUAAAGGCUCCUACCUUCGGAAUGGGUGGAACGUCAUGGAUUUCAUUGUGGUGCUCAGUGGGAUUCUGGCUGCAGCAGGUGCUCAUAUGAACAUCUCUGUGGAUCUGAGGACUCUGAGGGCGGUGCGAGUGCUGCGUCCACUCAAACUGGUUUCGGGCAUCCCUAGUCUGCAGAUAGUCCUGAAGUCCAUAAUGAAGGCCAUGGUUCCCCUGCUCCAGAUCGGCCUGCUUCUCUUUUUUGCGAUCCUCAUGUUCGCCAUCAUCGGCUUGGAGUUUUACAGCGGCAAACUGCACCACACCUGCACGCCGCAGCCUGGAAUACUCGAAAACGAGACAGUGGAUUCUUCUGAAUAUGAGUUCCCAUGUGGUGUGCGCCAGUGUCCGGCCAAAUACACCUGCAGCGAUAUGUGGAUAGGCCCCAAUGAUGGCAUCACGCAAUUUGACAACAUCCUGUUUGCUGUUCUCACUGUCUUCCAGUGCAUCACCAUGGAGGGAUGGACCACUGUGCUCUACAAUGCCGACGAUGCCUUGGGUCCCAGUUGGAACUGGCUCUACUUCAUCCCUCUCAUCAUCAUCGGUUCCUUCUUUGUCUUGAACUUGGUGCUGGGAGUCCUCUCUGGUGAGUUUGCUAAAGAGAGGGAGAGGGUGGAGAACCGCAGGGCCUUCAUGAAAUUGAGACGUCAGCAGCAGAUUGAGCGAGAGCUCAAUGGUUACCGGGCCUGGAUCGACAGAGCAGAGGAGGUAAUGCUUGCAGAGGAAAAUAAAAAUCCUGGACCCUCUGCCCUUGAUGCUCUCAGGAGGCUCCCUGAGUGGAGCGCAGGCGGCGCUUAUGUGCUGAAGAGAGCCACCACUAUAAAAAAGAGAGGCAUGGAGUCGCCCCAUCGGGGUCCAGCGGAGGAGCAAUACGGGGAUAUUUCCUCUGUGGGCAUCCCCAUGUCCAGAGAAAGCUUCAGGAGCGGCAGGCGAGGACCAGCGGUGUAUUUCCGCCGCAAGGAACGCCUCCUGCGCAUCUCCAUCCGCCGCGUGGUGAAGACGCACACCUUCUACUGGACGGUGCUGAGCCUGGUGGCUCUCAACACGCUAUGUGUGGCUAUCGUUCACCACAACCAGCCGCUCUGGCUGUCCAAUUUUCUGUACUAUGCAGAGUUCUUGUUCCUUGCUCUGUUCCUGACUGAGAUGUUCCUGAAGAUGUACAGCUUGGGCCCCCGCCUGUACUUCCACUCCUCAUUUAACUGCUUCGACUGCAGCGUGAUUGUUGGCAGCAUCUUUGAAGUGCUUUGGGGUGUGUUCAGGCCGGGCACUUCCUUUGGCAUCAGCGUACUGCGUGCUCUUCGUCUGCUAAGGAUCUUCAAAAUCACCAAGUACUGGGCGUCUCUGAGGAACCUGGUAGUGUCGCUGAUGAAUUCCAUGAAGUCCAUCAUCUCCCUCAUCUUCCUCCUUUUCCUCUUCAUUGUCGUCUUUGCUCUCCUGGGCAUGCAACUCUUCGGUGGCAGGUUCAUCUUUGAGGACUACACUCCCACCAACUUUGAUACUUUCCCGGCAGCCAUCAUGACAGUCUUCCAGAUCCUGACUGGCGAGGACUGGAAUGAGGUGAUGUACAACGGUAUUCGCUCUCAAGGGGGAGUCAAGUCUGGCAUGUGGUCUUCGAUAUACUUCAUCGUUCUGACCUUGUUUGGGAACUACACUCUGCUGAAUGUCUUCUUGGCGAUUGCUGUGGACAACCUGGCUAAUGCACAAGAGCUCACUAAAGACGAGGAGGAAGCCGAGGCUGCUUUCAACCACAAGCAUGCGCUCCAGAAGGCGAAGGAGGUUGGCCCACUCUCCUCCUUCAUGUCUUCAGAAGGAAGCCGUAGGAGGCGUCCCUACCUGUACAGAAAAAGAGCCAUCCACCGCAGCCGUCCCACCUACUCCCGUUCCCUGGAGGAGGCAAAGGGCAGCCUCAAGGAGGUCCGCCCUCUCCCGCAACUCAACCCGUCUAACUCUUUCAUGUCCAGGCGAGAGAGGAGAAAGAGGAUGACCAUGUCCGUGUGGGAGCAGAGGACCAGCCAGCUGCGGAGACACCGGCAGAUGUCCAGCCGGGAGAUUUUGUUCAGCGGUCCCAACGAGGAGAAGGACGGAGCCGCUGCAUCGGCCCAGUCUCAACCGGGUCGUCCGCAGUCCCUGCACCGCAAGGCUAUGCCGAGCACUCCACCAGAGGGUGCGAGAUGCCAGGCGGACCCCCUUGUAGACCACUUGACAUCACCAACCAAGAAUCAGACCUCCACGGAGAUAUCUUUUGAAGCUGUUCUCUCCGGUGUCAUUCCCGAACCCCCCAUGUCAGCGCCACCCGCAGAGAUAUUGGACCCUUUGAGUCUCAUCCCCGAGAAUCCCCCUGAGUCCAUACCAGAACCCAGCCUUGACGUUGACGACAUUCACAAUGCGAUCGGCGAGCGAAAGAGCCCCAGAUUGAAUGGUGAUCGUCAACACAGGGCUGUAAAGAAGUUCAGACCGCCGGACGACGGUGAUGCCAGCGGGAUCAGGGGCAGGAAAGCAUUGCGUAGUCGUCAGAACGGGGCUAGGAGUCAGGGAUCAUCUCCUCGGAAAGGAAACCAGUCGGCGAGUCGCUCGGUUAGCCGGGAGAGGAGCAUGGAGGGAAACAGGGUUCCAACAACAGUAGAGGAGAAAGUGGCGGAGAGUGAAAAGAGAGAGGAACCCAAUCCUGAGGAAAACAGGCAUGGUGAGCAAAAUGAGCGAGUGGACACUGUGCACCCAGACAGCCAUGCGGGUGUUCAAAAGCCGGCAGAGCUCCCUCAGGAAGAAGAAACGUGUCCACUUGCUUUAGAAGAGAGCAACCAAGAAGACUUGGAUAAAUCUCAACUCAGCUCCAGCGUGAUCGUGGAAAUGCCCGACAUGGAGGCAUCGAUGGAGUUGUCUACUAUCACUGUGAAUAGCAAGGACCCUGAAAUCUCCAAAUCUGAGAAGGAGGAAGUUGAAGACAUCAAAGCAGUCAACAAUGUGACGCCUGACAGCAUGUUCAUCUUCAAACCGGACAAUCCGGUGCGACGAGCGUGUCACUACGUGGUGAACCUCAGGUACUUUGAAAUGUCCAUCCUGCUGGUUAUUGCCGCAAGUAGCAUCGCACUUGCUGCUGAGGACCCUGUUGCCACCACCUCAGACUGGAAUAAGGUUCUACGAUAUUUUGACUACGUGUUCACUGGCGUCUUCACCUUUGAAAUGAUUAUUAAGAUGAUCGACCAGGGUUUGAUCCUCCACGACGGCUCGUACUUCCGAGACCUGUGGAACAUCCUGGACUUCAUCGUGGUCGUGGGAGCUCUGGUGGCCUUCGCCCUCACCAAUGUGAUGGGAAACAACAAAGGAAGAGACAUUAAAACCAUCAAAUCGCUGAGAGUCUUACGUGUACUCAGACCCUUGAAGACCAUCAAGAGACUUCCUAAACUCAAGGCAGUGUUCGACUGCGUGGUGACAUCCCUGAAAAACGUCUUCAACAUCCUGAUUGUGUACAAGCUCUUCAUGUUCAUUUUUGCUGUCAUCGCCGUGCAGCUCUUCAAGGGGAAGUUCUUCUACUGCAACGACAGCUCCAAGGACACAGAGAAGGACUGCCAAGGUUACUAUAUAGACUACGGGAAGGACAAGAAAGAGGUGAAGAAACGGGACUGGAAAAGACACGAGUUCCACUACGACAACAUUGUCUGGGCUCUUUUGACUCUCUUCACCGUGUCCACCGGGGAGGGCUGGCCGCAGGUCCUACAGCACUCGGUGGACGUGACUGAGGAGGACAGGGGCCCGAGCCACGGCAACAGGAUGGAGAUGUCCAUCUUCUACGUCAUCUACUUUGUGGUCUUUCCUUUCUUCUUUGUCAACAUCUUGGAAAAUAGAACAAAUUUAAAGUAUCGGGCGUGCAUCGACUUUGCCAUCAGUGCCAAGCCGCUGACCCGUUACAUGCCUCAGACCCGGCACACGUUCCAAUACCGUCUGUGGCAUUUUGUGGUCUCGCCCUCUUUUGAGUACACCGUUCUGGCCAUGAUCGCUCUCAACACCAUCGUACUCAUGAUGAAGUAUUAUUCAGCCCCGCCCGGAGCCCCGACCGCCUACGAAGCUGUCCUGAAGCAUCUGAACACAGCCUUCACCGUUCUCUUCUCCAUUGAGUGCGUCCUCAAGAUAAUGGCAUUUGGCUUUCUGAAUUACUUUCGAGACACAUGGAACAUUUUUGACUUCAUCACCGUACUCGGCAGCAUCACUGAGAUAGUAGUAGACUUGCAGUUCGUGGAUACGUUCAACAUGAGUUUCUUGAAGUUGUUCCGAGCGGCACGUCUGAUCAAGCUGCUGAGACAAGGCUACACCAUCCGGAUCCUUCUGUGGACAUUUGUGCAAUCCUUCAAAGCGUUGCCUUACGUUUGCCUGCUCAUCGCCAUGCUCUUCUUCAUCUACGCCAUCAUUGGAAUGCAGGUGUUUGGCAACAUUAAGCUGAAUGAGGAGACGCACAUUAACCGGCACAAUAACUUCAAGAGCUUCUCUGGCGCGUUGAUGCUGCUCUUCAGGAGCGCCACGGGGGAGUCAUGGCAGGAAAUCAUGUUGUCCUGUCUGGGUGGGCAGCGGUGUGAGGCGGACCCCUCCAAUCCCUUACCUGUACUUAACACCGAGCAGGAGGGAGGCUGCGGCUCAGAUUUUGCUUACUUCUACUUUGUGUCCUUUAUCUUCUUUAGCUCCUUCCUGAUGCUGAACUUGUUUGUGGCUGUGAUCAUGGAUAAUUUUGAGUACCUGACUCGAGACUCCUCCAUCCUGGGCCCCCAUCACUUGGACGAGUUUGUCCGAAUUUGGGGGGAGUACGAUCGGGCUGCCUGUGGUCGCAUCCAUUACACUGACAUGUAUGAGAUGUUGACCAACAUGUCGCCACCCCUUGGCCUCGGCAAGAAAUGCCCAUCCAAGGUGGCUUAUAAGAGACUCGUCCUGAUGAACAUGCCAGUGGACGAGGACAUGUCCGUCCACUUCACAUCCACCCUCAUGGCCCUCAUCCGUACCGCCCUGGAAGUCAAGCUAGCUGGAGGAGGAGAGGAUCGAAAUCAGAUGGACUUGGACCUUCAGAAGGAAAUCAGUGUCAUCUGGCCUCACCUCUCUCAGAAAAUGCUGGACCUUCUGGUUCCUAUUAACAAAGCUAGUGACAUGACCAUAGGAAAGAUCUACGCGGCCAUGAUGAUCAUGGACUACUACAAGCAGAGCAAGGCCAAGAAGCUCCGACAGCAGCUGGAGGAACAAAAACACGCUCCCAUGUUCCAGCGGAUGGAUGCUUCCUCCUUGCCCCAGGAGAUCAUAUGCAAUGCCAAAUCACUCUCCUUCCUCAGCCACAGUGCAGGAUCAGCUCUCACCAAAGGGGGCUUUGUGGCCCUCAGCCCUAUCUCCCCGCAAGAUAUGUUCCUGCAACCGCGAUUUCGUUCCGGAGAGGAAGAGGAGAAUGAUGAUUACUACCCACCUUACCACCGUUAUCACUUCCCUUAUCACCACCACCACCACCAUUUAGACACACUGGUGCCCGAUGUCGUCGAGUAUAACCAAGUGACACAACAAUCAAGACAAGAGCCAACAGUCUUCAGAUCACCUCAGCGCACGUCAUCCAUCAGAGCGUCCUCCAUGCCCAGACUGGCUGUGGAGCCACAGCCUGGAAUGUCAGCUGACAGAAAGCUGAUGAAGCGCUCCUUUUCCACCAUCGGAGACCAGUGUGUGAAUCGCCUGUGGCAAGAGCAACAUUCCCUGGAGAGAGUCAGCCCCGACAACAUGUUUAGACUUCGACAGAAGAGCUACAGAGGCUCAAUCAAUCAAAGUAGUCAUGAGAGGGGGCGGUCUAAAGAACGGCGCCACCUACUGUCUCCAGACGUGUCCCGCUGUAACUCUGAAGAGCGAAGCCGAGACCCGUCGUGCGAGAGGAGACGCUCCCUCUCGCCCAAAGAAGGAUGCCCGCAGUCCUUGCAGAGACAGGUCAACACAACAGGCAGCCCCGCCCAUUCGGCCUCCGAGUCCGGCACCCCUCGUAAUCGGCGCCAACUCCCGCAGACACCCUCCCGCCCUCGUCCUCACAUCUCGUACUCCCCCCUAGUGUGCCGAGACCACCCCCCCAGUGCACCGCCGGCCUCCUCCGCGGGACGCGCCCCGCAUUCAGACGGCCCGGCCCCCUCCAAGCAGGCCAAGUCCUCCUCAUGUCAGGCGUCCGGCCCGAGCCAUCCGUCUCCCCACCGUUACAUCUCAGAGCCCUACCUGCCAUUUCACGAGGACCCCAGGGGAGGCCAAGCCGGCGAGAGGCAAGAACACCUGACUUUUGAGACCGCCGUGCAGACCAGCUUGGGACGUGCCAACGCCAUCAGCUCAGCCCCUCAACUCAGACACUCCUGGCAGGUGCCCAAUGGACAUUUCCAAAAGAACUUGGCGCAGGCUAGCCCAGACGGCGAGCUGCUGAGUGACACAGACGAUGAUGACCGCUGCUAAAAUAAGCAGGAAGUCCAUGUACAGGAGGAGCGGAUCUCGUAGUAACGCCGCCACUUGCCUCGAACCGCUUCAUGACAUCUUCUCUCGUCACUAACCACCACUGCCGUAUCAGCAUUGUUUGCUGUCCUGUCUCUGCUUGCUGUGUGUUCUUGCUGUGCCUAGAGCAGGUGGGUCCAAUUUCGUUCAAUCACUGGGCUGGUUUUAAUGGUGAAAUCUAAGGGCCGUACAUUCAGUACCUGGGCCUUCAGUAUAUGGUGGAACUUCGAUUUAACGGACCUUCGAACCAACAGAUCCCGGAUUCAACAAACAGAAAAUAGUGUCCAGUCCAUUCAACACAUCCCCUUUGUACAGUACCUUUCAAAUCUGUUCCAGAAUUGGCCGCAAUUCUCAGCAAUGCCAGUAAACAGCGCUGUGGCGCCAUCGACAGACAGAGACUGGUCACAUGCUGCUCUCUCGUCAUCGAUAAAUAGACUUUAUAGUAGACGAGAGCAAGCUAAAAAAAAGAGUGGAUAGUAAUCCAUGUAAGAGGUCAAAUUUCUACGACUGGAUCACCAAUUCUGUUCAUCCACUGUUAAGGUAAUUGGGGAAGGUCCCGGUGGAAAUAGCACUCCGCUUUGUUUUUCCUCUCCCCCACCCAUGGACCAGUUUCACAUCAAGCGAUGUUUGGAUGGAAGAACACCAAAAUAAAUCAAAAACAAAUGAUUGAAAAUACAAUUCACCAUGACACUGAAUGCAGUUGUAAUCGUCAACUAGUUGCUCCCAUGUUGGGGUAAUGAAACAACAAAGACACCUGAAGUAUUUCGGUAGUCAGGAACUAUUGAAUUAAAAAAAAUCAUUUUAGUUUGCAAUCAUUGCAGAAAGUCCCGAUUCACAAUGAUUUGUUGAUGGAAAUAUAAGCAAGCUAAUGAAGGCUUCAUUGCCUCAUUUGUAAGCUUGUCACCACAUAUUGCACGCAGAUGUCUGAGAUCACCUGUUGUGAUAAAUCUUUAAUUUGUGCUCAAUUUUCUGGUACUGUAUCAUGUGACGGAGAUGAUUGAAGUGUGCAGAGGCACAGGUGGAUCCACCUGAUUUUCAAGAUGAAACUUCUUUCAGUUGACCAAUUAAAAAAACUCUCUGAAGGUACCAAAUUGGUACUUUCAGAGAGUUGGCGACUGAUGCUUUGGAAUGAGGUCGCAGUGAAGCAUCUGCUCGAGUUCAUUCCGGACCAAUUUUGCCAGAAUGAAACUGAUGGUGGCCCAGCGGGAUUGUGAGUAGCACUUCUGCCUCACAGUGUUGAGGUCCGGAAUCAAAUCUCUCUUCUAGCCUUCCUUGUAGCAUUUGCAUCUUCUUCCUCGAAACUAAUCAUUUUACAUUUAUUGAAGACUCAAAACUGCCUGUAGGUGUGAGUGUGCAUGGUUGUUUGUCUAUAAGUGCCCUACAAGUGGCUGACGACCGAUUAUGGGUGUACACUGCCAGUCGCCCAAUGUCCACUGGGAUAGGCUCCAGCUCACCCGUGACCCUAAUGAGGACAAGCGCUGUGAAAAAAAUGUGUGCAUGGAUGAUGACAAAUGCCUUCUUGACCCAAACAAGCUCUAUGUUCUUGCAUUCUCGAGGCAGGAAUGAAUCAAGGAUUAGUGCAGCAAAAUGAAGUUGUAGCGAGUGAAGGUGUGCAGAAUGUUUCUCAAUGUCAUUUUUAAAAGAAAAAUCUGAUGUAUUUAACCAUAUCAACCCGUAAAGCCGUCUUAUUUUUGUACAUAGAGCCCAGCACGUGUUCUUCCUUAUCAAGGAUGUGCACCAUUAAGAGAUUAAGAGCACAUUUUACAUCUGUUGCAAAACCAUUUGAGAGGAAUCCAACCUGGUCAUUGUAUUUUGUCAUUGCCAUGUCCAUGGUGGGGAUUGUAUCACUUUAAUGGAUUCAUGCUGGGGUUUUUUUUUUGUUUGUUUGUUUUUUUUGUUUUUGAGGUUCGUACCAUUUCCUACCACAUUCUAACACUGUUUAAAAGCGGUGUAUUUGUUCUCAUGAUCUGUAGUGGUCACCAUAACUUGAACUAGUAGCCAAAAUGUGAACAGGAGACUUUGUCAGAAGGGGAAUCCACAGGCUGCCUGGAGUUCCUAAACUGAAAAGAAAUGGUCAUGUUUGUGCGGCACACAUGUUAGGGUACAUCUUCAGCCAGCAGAGCAAACAGCUUACUACUUAACCUUGGACCAUGUCCACACUGACAGCGGGUAUUUUUUUGAUAAGAUAUAUUGGUGUGUUUAUUUUAGCCUGUUGUCCAUAUACAAUAGGCUAAUUGUUGUUUAUCUAACAAUGGACUUUUGUGCCCGGACUUUCCAGAACUAAUUUUGUACACAACCUGUCAAUUUUCUUGUAAGAUUGUACUCAAUUUUUUUCAUCCUUUUUUUUUUUUGGUGUAUGUGUCCCUUCUACCGGCUUGUGUGGGGAUUUUUUUUUUUUUUUAUAUAGUCCACCAUUUGUUAACUGUGCAUGACGUUUUUGUCCAUAAGUGAUCAUUUUCUGCUUUUUAAAAUACUGUACACUAUAAUUGGCUAAGAUUGCCUUGCAUUUUUUUGGAAGAUAUGGCGCCACCUGUUGCUUUGGCAUGCUCAUGACAGCCUGCAAAUGCAUAGCAGUUCAUAAGGACAGUUUUGUUUUGUUUUUUUUUUUGGUUUGUUUUGUUCUUGUUACUUGAUUUUAUCGUUUCUGUGCCUUUUCUGGAAAUGACUGCCUUCAGCCUUCUGAUUGGCCCAAAUGGCCUUCUAGUUUGGGGUUAAUGUGCUAGCUGCUGCUUUUGGCAUGCUCUUGAACAGCCCAAGAAUGCAUUUUUCCACUUGCCAAUUCGUUUUGCUUAACUGGCCAUCAUGGGUUUUAUUUUUAAUAGUUUUUUUUGUCUUUUUCUGAAAUGGCUUUAUUUAAGGUUCCAAUUGUCCAAAAUUGUCUUUUACAUCAGGCUGAUUGUAGCGAAUAGCUAAUAUCUUGAACUUUGUGUUUAGUUUCAUUUUUUUAAUUUUGUAUCCUUUGUGGAUAAAAAAAAAGAUGAAAAAAUACCCGCCUAUGUGUGCACAUAGCCUUAAUGUCAGUGUAUACAUAACAGCCUCAUAUGUGCCUGAGAACAUUCGCCCGAAACAGUUGCCUCUCGAGCCAGAAUUUCCUCGACGAGAGUUUUCGUCUUGAAUAUGUUGUAUAAAGCGUACAAAAUAUCUACUUGUUCAUAUUUGCAUUCAGUCACAAUGCUCGUCUUACUUUGACUAAAGUGUGUUUACGUGAUCAUUAAAGAAAGAUCACUUGUCUUUU
Hippocampus comes (tiger tail seahorse) is the source of this 11137-nucleotide messenger RNA. RefSeq names its product calcium channel, voltage-dependent, R type, alpha 1E subunit a (gene cacna1ea). The coding region runs from base 442 to 7866 and encodes 2474 amino acids. Gene Ontology annotation, molecular function: high voltage-gated calcium channel activity. NCBI's taxonomy places the organism in Eukaryota, Metazoa, Chordata, Actinopteri, Syngnathiformes, Syngnathidae. Gene Ontology annotation, cellular component: neuronal cell body; membrane; voltage-gated calcium channel complex. The transcript has 49 exons. The record is from RefSeq and is a predicted model, not a curated record. Gene Ontology annotation, biological process: chemical synaptic transmission; calcium ion import across plasma membrane.